Messenger RNA from Sturnus vulgaris (Common starling), 1497 nucleotides. The record is from RefSeq and is a predicted model, not a curated record. Lineage: Eukaryota; Metazoa; Chordata; Aves; Passeriformes; Sturnidae.
AUGGAUUCAGAAGAGGCUGCUGACCUGGGAGUGCAGCCCACCACCCCCACAAACCCCACCACCCCCACAAACCCCACCACCCCCACAAACCCCACCAUCACCACCAUCACCCCUGCAGCCCCCGCAGCCUCCGCAGCCCCCACCAGCUGCAAGAAGAGCAGGAAGAAAAAGGAGAAGGCCGAGGCCGGGGAAGCUGCUCGGGAGGGAGGGGACGAGGCAGGGCGGGUGGAUGCCAUCAAGGGCCUCACACGAGCCGGGCAGCGGGCGCUGGCUCUGGGCUCCGGGCGGGAGGCAGUGGAGUGCUUCAGGAAGGCCCUGCUCCUCUCCAGGGACACGGUGAGCCCCCAGCUCCACAGGGCUUGUGCCUUCAACCUGGGGGCUGCCUACGUGGAGACUGGGAAGCCCAGAAAGGGCCUUGAGUUCCUCCUCCAGUCCCAGCCCUCAGAGGUGGAGAGCAGGGACCACCUGGGGAGCCUUUAUUUCAGCAUCGGGGCGGCUCAUGAAGGGCUCCAGGAUUUUCCAAAGGCUCUGGAGUGUUCUGAGAAAGUCGCCGGGCACGCCGGUGCUGCGCAGGCUGGCCGAGCAGGGACCUGUGUGCAGAUGGGCUGCUGCUACCUGGGCAUGCGGGAGCCGGCCCGGGCCGCUCGGUGCUUCCUGGACGCGGCGCAGACCUACACGGCGGCCGAGAGCCCCGAGGCCGCGGCCGUGGCUCUGAGCAGGGCGAGCGGCUCCAUGCUGCAGAGCCGGCGGUUCCGGGCGGCAGAGAUCGCCAGGGUCCUGGCCCGGUGCCGCUCGCUCUGCGAGACCAUCCCCGACCCGGCCCUGCGAGGGAAACUCUACAACGACAUCGGCCUCGGCUACUCCCAGCUCCACAUCUUCUCCCUGGCUGCCGAGAGCUUUGAGCGGGCCCUUGCGCUGUGCGGUGGGGAGCGGCAGCGGGACCGGCGCCGGGAGGCUGCGCUGCUGCAGAAUUUGGGCGCUGCCCACAACGCCCUGCGCAGCUUUGGCACGGCGCUGGGCUGGCACCGGCGAGCGGCCGAGCUGCACGGUGCUCUGGGGAACCGGAGAGCCCAGGGGCAGUGCUUUGGGAACCUGGCCUACGCCUGCAGCCAGCUCGGGAACCACGGGGCUGCCGCCCAGAGCUACCUGCACGCCCUGCAAGCCUUCCGGGACUCGGGGGACUUGCAGGGGCAGUGGCAAGCGUGCGAGGGGCUGGGUGCAGCGUGCUUCCACCUGGGCGACCCCCAGAAAGCCAUUGGGCACUAUCAGGAGGCCCUGAUUUUGCUUUCCCACUGUCAGGACAGCCCCAGAGCUGCCCACAGACGGGUCGUGCACAAGCUCACGGAUGCCAUCCAGCACCGACUCCACCUCAGCCACCUCUCCUACCGAGGGCGCUGGGCACUCGCCCCAGCCCUGGUGAGCAUCACCAAGGGCAUGGGACACUCUGGAGGGCUGGGAACUGGGAUCCCAGUAGGGGUUGUGACAAGAGGUGCCUGA